UCCAUUGCUUCUUUAUGUGUGCUAUUUACUAAUGAUGCCCAAGGACAAAUUGUUGCUGUAUAAAUACGCUUGACUUUUCCCCUUAUUUGAUUACUGUGCUUCUGGCUGCUACGGAAUAUAACUUCCCCGCUCCAACUUGGACUUCUUACUCUAGUAGCUGGGUCUGGGUCGCGUCAGUAUAGCUAGUUAUCGGUCUCUGGUCACGUGUCUUUGUUCCGUUCGUUACUAGUGAAUUCGUAACGCUUCCGACAUAUCAAUUGGCGACGGUGAUUUGGAAAUAUGGAUCCUGCAAAAGUGGAAUUAUUGCUCGAACAGCAGAUGACACUUAUCAAGAUGCUAACAGAAACAAAAAUUACGACCAAUAGCCAAUCAAGCAGCUCUAAUCCUACGACUACUGCUCCUUCAGUUGAUGGUAUUGCCAGCAGUAUUUCUGAGUUUCAUUACGAUCCUGAAUCGAAUGUUACGUUUGAUAUGUGGUUCCGACGGUAUGAAGAUUUAUUCAAAUUUGAUUUUGCCAAUCAAGAUGAUGCUUGGAAAGUCCGUUUGCUGCUUCGAAAGCUGGGUCCUAGUGAACUUGAUAAAUAUUGUAACCUGAUUUUGCCUCUAAACCCACGCGAUCGCUCAUUUUCAGACACUGUUCAGUCAUUAAGCCAACAAUUCGGAGAUAAUUCCUCACUGUUCAACACACGCUAUCGAUGUUUGAAGCUGACUAUGAACGAAGACACCGAUUUUCUGACGCAUGUGGGCAUUGUCAACCGCGAAUGCGAACGCUUUCGGUUGAAGUCGCUAACUGAAGAUCAGUUUAAGGCCCUCAUUCUCAUCUGCAGCCUCCAAUCGCAAAAGUUCGGUGACAUUAGAACACGGUUACUCAGUCGAUUGGAUCAAGACCCUAAGCUUACUCUAAAUGAUAUUGCUAACGAAUAUCAACGUCUAGUUAAUCUGCAGAAUGACACUACCAUGGUUCAACGUGGUGUUUCUGAUCGCCGUGAAGUACAUGUAGUUCAACAACAAACGAAACCUGUUAAACCCGCUCCAGCUAUACCUAGUUCGUCUCACUCUAACUCAGUUCAACAAGCAAAGACGAAUCCUCCUGCUCCAUGCUGGCACUGUGGUGCAUGGCAUUAUGUUCGAAGCUGCCCGUACAAACAACAUCGUUGCAGGAAGUGUAAAGCUGUGGGCCACAAAGAUGGGUUUUGCGAAAAUAAAAAGUCGAAUCGCCCCAAAAGUACUAAAAAGUCUGCUCCCAAGCCGCGUACAAAUUCGUUGAGUCUUGUAUCAUCCUGUCAGAACUCAACUCCAGGUGAGAGAAAAUUUAUUACCAUUAUUAUUAACGGGCACCCAUUUAGAUUACAAAUAGACACAGCAUCUGACGUGACAAUUCUUUCACGAAAAUCUUGGAUUAAAAUGGGCAGACCACGUAUGGUGUCAACAACACAAAAACCUCGUACAGCAUGCGGUAGUUACUUACGUUUGUUAGGUCAACUACAUUGUGAAGUGUCUUUCCGCGAUUCGACGUUCGCUGGGGUAUGUUACAUUGCACCGGUUGAUCUUAAUUUACUUGGAUUAGAUUGGUUUGACCAACUGCAUUUAGCAGACGUCCCGUUAAACACUGUGUAUCAACUAGUAAAGCAACCCCAUGACCCGGAAGCCUAUUCACAGGAACUAGUUACGAAGUUUUCGACCGUCUUCCAACCUGUUUUGGGUCGGUGCUCAGCCAUGAAAGCAACGCUUCGAUUGAAACCUGGGGUCAAACCUGUUUUUCGUCCGAAGAGACCAGUACCAUAUGCUGCAUUGCAGAAAGUUGAGGAAGAACUUAAUCGCCUUCAACGUGAAGGAGUUAUUACUCCUGUCUCUUAUUCCGCAUGGGCAGCACCCAUUGUUGUUAUCAAGAAGGCUAAUGGUACAAUCCGAAUAUGUGCAGAUUUUUCCACAGGUCUCAACGCAGCCCUAGAACAGCAUCAUUAUCCGCUGCCAGUCCCGGCAGAUUUGUUCACUAUGCUGAAUGGCGGAAAGUACUUUGCGAAGUUGGAUCUUGCUGAUGCCUACCUACAAGUAGAAGUGGCUGAAGAAUCAAGAGAGCUACUCACUAUUAAUACUCAUCGUGGACUGUUCCAAUAUAAUCGACUGCCGUUUGGAGUCAAGACCGCCCCAUCUAUUUUCCAGCAGCUAAUGGAUACCAUUCUAUCAGGUAUCCCGGGGGUCGCGACUUAUCUGGAUGACAUCCUCAUUGUUGCCACAACGUCGGAACAGCUACGGGAACGCACAACAGCCGUGCUCCAACGCGUCAGCGACAACGGGUUCCGGUUACGCCCGGAAAAGUGCCAGCUUUUCUUGAAAUCCGUGAAGUAUUUGGGGUUCAUCUUUGAUGCUGCAGGUCGCAGACCAGAUCCUGAGAACAUUCGAGCUAUAAGAACUAUGCCCACACCUACCAAUAUCUCUACUCUACGAUCAUUCCUGGGAUUGGUUAGUUAUUACUCAGCCUUCGUUCCAUCGAUGCAUGACAUACGCGCCCCACUGAAUUAUCUCCUGAAUAAGGAUACCAGCUGGAACUGGACAAAGGAAUGUGAAAAUGCCUUUUGUAAGCUAAAGACAAUUAUUAGUUCAGAACUACUAUUGACGCACUACGACCCGUCUUUGCCAAUCAUCGUGGCCGCAGACGCUUCAGCCUUUGGGCUCGGUGCCGUUAUUUCACACCAGUUCCCCGACGCGACAGAGAAAGCUAUCAUGCAUGCAUCCCGAACAUUAACCCCAGCAGAAAAGAAGUAUGGCCAGAUAGAGAAGGAGGCUCUUGCCCUAGUAUUCGCAGUGCGUCGUUUUCACAAGUUUCUAUAUGGUCGGAGAUUUACUCUUCUAACGGAUCACAAGCCUCUCCUUGCAAUUUUUGGUUCGAAGUCUGGCGUCCCGGCCCACUCUGCAAACCGUCUUCAACGAUGGGCCUUGAUCCUCUUGGGUUAUGAUUUUGACAUUCAGUAUCGACGCACGCAACAUUUUGGUCAGGCAGACGCAUUGUCACGACUCAUCAGCGAACACUCUACGACCGACGAAGAUGCCGUUAUUGCUUCUCUUUCGACAGAAGACCACGCACAAUGCUACCUGAUAACGGCUGUUCGUGCUUUGCCAGUCUCAGAAUCUGAGAUACAAACGGCUUCCAGAAACGACCCCAUCAUUAAGAAAACGAUGAACUACGUCACCCAUGGCUGGCCAUCAACUAAACUUGACGGUGACAUGAAGCAGCUUUACCAUCGUCGUGACUCGUUAUGUGUUGUAAGUGAAUGCUUGAUGUUUGGAGAUAGAGUGGUGGUGCCAGAAUCCCUGCGACCGAGGGUGCUGAAGCAAUUCCACAUUGGUCAUCCAGGCAUAAAGCGUAUGAAAUCCAUCGCCAGAAGCUAUGCUUACUGGCCCCUCAUGGACCAGCAUAUCGUGGAUCUAGUGAACAAAUGUGCUCAGUGUCAACAAGCUGCAAAGUUCAAUGCGAAGGUGCCGCCGGUUCCAUGGCCACAGCCUGAGCAUCCCUGGUCUAGGAUACAUGUCGACUUUGCCGGUCCAAUCAACGGAACCACUUACCUUGUCGUGGUCGACGCCUUCUCGAAAUGGCCGGAGAUUGUUCCCGUCAAUCCACCAACGACCACCCAGACUCUGAAACAUCUGACUGAGUUGUUCGCACGAAACGGAUUACCGGAAGUGAUUGUAUCUGACAACGGUUCGCAGUUCACCUCGGCGCAGUUCCAAGAAUUCUGCAAACGCCUAACCAUCAGGCAUCUUCGCGCCCCACCUUAUCACCCACAAUCGAAUGGGCAAGCGGAAAGGUUCGUGGAUACAUUCAAGAGAGCUCUGAUUAAGUCAAAAGGGGAGGGGACGCCAGUGGAAACACUGUAUAAUUUUUUACUCGCCUACAGAACGACCCCCAACGACACGCUGCCGGAGCAGAAGUCGCCCGCAGAGAUCCUCAUGGGAAGACGGUUGAGGACCAUUCACAACUUGAUGCUGCCGAAAACCACACCACCACUAGUACAAACCACGUCCCGGAAGCUACCCACGUACAACGUUGGAUGCCCAGUAUUCGCUAGGGACUACAGAGCAAAUCGUGAUCCUUGGAUCGAAGCACGUGUGGUAAGAAGGAUAGGAGAAGUCAUAUACGAGGUUGAGGUGGGAGCAGACAGGUGGACCAGACAUCGAAAUCAACUACGCAAGCGAUUAACGCUAGAGCGCCCAUCGACCGGAGUAAAGAUUCCGCUGGACGUACUAUUGGAUACAUUUAAUCUGCCGGCAGUCCCAACGCAUGAAGAAACACAAAAGGUCGACCUACGGUCUCGAAGAUGGUCACUGCGCCAACGGCGAAAGACAGUCAGAAUGCAAGUGGACCCGAAGAGUGUGCGUUAUUAAAGGGGGAGGUGUUAGGGAUGUUAAAUCCCUAGAACUUACUUGGUAAAUGGUUUAAUCUUGUAAUUUUAUUUUGAAAAUUUGAAUUUAGCUGUUUUCGCGCCAAAAAGCGCUCUUUUACCUUCACGUCAUAUUUCCCACUUGUAAACUAUCUUAAACGCUAUUGGUCCAUUGCUUCUUUAUGUGUGCUAUUUACUAAUGAUGCCCAAGGACAAAUUGUUGCUGUAUAAAUACGCUUGACUUUUCCCCUUAUUUGAUUACUGUGCUUCUGGCUGCUACGGAAUAUAACUUCCCCGCUCCAACUUGGACUUCUUACUCUAGUAGCUGGGUCUGGGUCGCGUCAGUAUAGCUAGUUAUCGGUCUCUGGUCACGUGUCUUUGUUCCGUUCGUUACUAGUGAAUUCGUAACGCUUCCGACAUAUCACAUUUGGUUUACUCUUGGCCAUUUAAUAACUUUACUAGCGUUUAAUGAAUACUUGCGAAUUUAAUUUAGCGUUUCAAGCCGGGUGUUGGGGAGACCCAGAAAAUUCCUCAAAAAAGGCCCUAAGGGGCCCUAAAAACACUGGGAAAUAUUUUAUCUAAUGGGCUUUGAACAGAAGUCUUUCAUAAACAUCCGACAAGUGGAGAGUCACGUCUUAUUUCUGAUUGGAUGAUUACCUAACCUGCUUCCAUGUUUACUAGGGUUCCAGAAAUCUAAGGCCAUCUGAAAUGCUAUGAAUACCCUCGAUUUUCUGCACAUAAACUAACCUUGGAAUAAAGCGUUUUUUCCAUA
This is a messenger RNA of Schistosoma rodhaini, 5151 nucleotides long. The record is from the annotation of a GenBank genome assembly. Lineage: Eukaryota; Metazoa; Platyhelminthes; Trematoda; Strigeidida; Schistosomatidae.